AUGUGUCACGGACAUCCUCGACACCAUCCCUGCGCCCACACAUCCAUCAACUGGCACUACUGUCCGUCGGCGCUCAUCGAUCUCGAGACGGGUUAUGAGACGCCGUGCAGCAACAUAUCGUUCGCGGCAGCCCAGCCCACGACGUCCGACUGCCCGCUCCAGAACUGCCAGUUCAAGAGCAAAGGCGGGAGCUGGACGUGCUGCUCGUGCCAGCAGGGCCCAAACACUCAAGGAUGGUGCACGAUGCCCAUGAGCAGAAUGACCAUGAACCCUGAAUCCUUUUCUGUUGAGUCAGUUGAGACAACUUGUGAUCACGGCUGUUGCAGCAAGUGUGUUCAAUACGGCUCGAGCCGUGAUGCUUCGCCUGAGAUGACCUUUUCUGAAAUCCGCAAGGGGUCAGCGUCGCGCAAGUUCGGGUACAGCAGCGCCACCAAAUCUCAUCGUCGCGGAUCAGCCUUUUCGCUUCCUGCGUCCGGGGAAGAGUCUACUCCGUCGCCGUCGACGUCAAAGUCGAGUUCCGCAAGCUCGGGAUAUAAGGUUGGGAUGGAGUACACGUCGAGCAAGGCCAAGUCCAGCAAGAAGAGACACAAGAGUAAGCGAUGAGUGG
Molecule: messenger RNA, 607 nt
Organism: Fusarium verticillioides 7600
Lineage: Eukaryota; Fungi; Ascomycota; Sordariomycetes; Hypocreales; Nectriaceae
Exons: 2
Coding region: 1-603 (200 amino acids)
Source: RefSeq, a predicted model, not a curated record